Messenger RNA from Knipowitschia caucasica, 1776 nucleotides. The record is from the annotation of a GenBank genome assembly. Lineage: Eukaryota; Metazoa; Chordata; Actinopteri; Gobiiformes; Gobiidae.
AUGGAGCGAGGGGGGAAAGUGGAGGAUGAUGAGGAGGAUCUGUUUGUGGACUCUGAGUUCCCUGCAGAUGACUCAGCCCUCUUGUCUGACAGCUCCACUCCCAUCUGCAAACUGAAGGACAGCAUCACCUGGCUGCGCCCCCAGGAGAUCUGCCAGUCACCAGAAUUAUUUCCUGAAGACAUCAGCUUGGGUCACGCAAAGCAGGGAUUAUUGGGAGACUGCUGGCUCCUUUGUGCCUGCACAAUUCUACUACAAAACAAACAUCUACUGAACAAGGUGAUCCCUCUUGGCCAGCCUUUAUGGGCAUUGUUGGAGAAAGCCUAUGCCAAGCUUCAUGGUUCAUAUGAAAGACUUUGGGCAGGACAAGUUUCUGAAGCUUUGGUGGACCUUACUGGUGGACUGGCAGAACACUGGAGUUUGAGAAGCCUUGGAAAUGAUGAAGACCAUAGUAAAGAACAAAAAACAGAUUUGGUCAGAAGAAAAUCAGGUCGUGCCCUUGUGAAGUUAGUGAAGGAUAACUGUCUACUUGCCUGCUCCACUAACAGCAGGCCAGCAGAAGAGGCCAGUGAGCUGAGCCAGUAUCAUGCCCUAAACGUCUUGGAGUGUGUGGAAGUGAGCACCACGUCAGAACAAAAGGUCAAUCUUCUCCGGAUCAGAAACCCCUGGGGCAGGUGCUGUUGGGAUGGGUCCUGGAUAGAAGGUGGUCAUGGUUGGAGUACUCUUGAUCCUCUCUGUGCUAUGGGUUUGAAAAGCAGGAUAUCACAAGGGGAAUUCUGGUUGGAUGAGGAAGAGUUUGUUUCAAUGUUUGAUGAUGUUACUGUAGGCUAUCAAGUUAAUCAGACUGGACACCUCAAAAGCAUCUACUCAGGUCACACAUUGACACACCAACACCAGCUGACAGGUGAGUGGAAAAAGGGAUCCUCUGCUGGUGGUAGUAGAAACAGCAAUAGGUACAGCACCAAUCCAAAGUAUUGCCUGAAAGUUCGAGAAAGUGGAGAGGUGUUGGUGUCACUCUUGCAGCAUAAAGAUAAUAAGAGGAUUGUCAAAUCGGUACAAAAUAUAUUUGAAGAUCUCAGCAUUUGUGAACACCAGCAUUACCACGCAAUUGCUCUGCACAUUUGGAAGUUGGAGAAGAAGCGUUUUAAUUUGAAUCGAGUGUUAAAUAAAGCCCCAUUUGCCUCUACUCACUGCCAUGCGUAUGAUAGAGAAGUGGUCCUCCAUCAGGAGCUACAGACUGGAUAUUACCUUAUGAUUCCCAGCACUUACCAACUAGAAGCUGAGGCCCAAUUCCUCAUUCGGGUCUUCUCUUCUUCAUCCACUUCUCUCAGCACACUAGAAAGCCCAGCACUGCCACUGCCAUUAACAAUCGGUGGAGAGUGGGACAAUAAUUACUUUCAAGGUGUGUGUGGUGACAUCAUGGAGUCAACGGGAGUCAACAUCAAGAUCACUUUGCGGCAAACUACCUCUGAAAAAGAUUUAUAUCCAAUCGGCUUUCACAUUUACAAGGCCCAGGAUGGGAUGUCUGAGUCUAGGCUUCCUGUGGAUGAUGAACCUGUUGCCAGCUGCGUUCCCCACUGCUACAAUCAGGUGGUGUUUCUAAUGUGCCAUCUACAUCCCGGAGUUUACACCAUUGUGCCAUCUACGUACGAGCCGGACUGUCCUGCCAACUUCAGCCUUUGCAUAUCUAGCAGGGUACACAGGAAAAUUGUGAAAUGUCAAGAAAAGCUUGGAAAGCCCAUUAAAGAGAUUUCUUGUACAUCUUUGAUGCAGAACUAG